Molecule: messenger RNA, 783 nt
Organism: Lycium ferocissimum
Lineage: Eukaryota; Viridiplantae; Streptophyta; Magnoliopsida; Solanales; Solanaceae
Exons: 1
Coding region: 1-783 (260 amino acids)
Source: RefSeq, a predicted model, not a curated record
AUGUUUCUCUCUCAGAAAAAUUAUGCAGUAGAUAUUAUAGAGCGUGCGGGCAUGACUGCCUGUAAGCCAAGUCAGACACCGGUCGACACCAAAGCCAAACUUGGUGCCACGGUCGGGCCUCCUUACGAUGAUCCCACCCAAUAUCGUAAGUUGGCCGGAGCGUUGCAGUACCUUACAUUCACAAGACCAGACAUCUCCUAUGCGGUUCAACAAGUAUGCCUUCACAUGCAUGAUCCUAAGGUUGCACAUAUGCAUGCUCUUAAACGCAUAGUACGAUACAUUCAAGGUACUAUUGAGUUUGGUCUCCAUCUGUACAAAUCCUCCAUUGCCUCUCUUGUCUCUUAUACAGAUGCAGAUUGGGGUGGUUGUCGAGACACUCGCCGAUCCACAUCUGGUUACUGUGUCUUCCUUGGCAAUAACCUCCUCUCAUGGUCAUCCAAACGGCAACCUACUAUGUCUAAGUCGAGUGCCAGGGCCGAAUACCGUGGCGUCGCUAAUGUCGUCUCUGAGUCCUGUUGGCUUCGCAACCUUCUUUUGGAGCUCCGUUGUCCCAUCCGGACAGCUACAUUGGUUUAUUGUGAUAAUGUUAGUGCCAUAUACAUAUCAAGUAAUCCGUUCAAAGACCAACGCACUAAACAUAUUGAGAUGGACAUACAUUUCGUACGCGAGAAAGUUGCCGUGGAGAAGUUCGUGUUCUUCACGUCCCGUCCCGUUACCAGAUCGCAGAUAUCUUCACUAAAGGUCUUCCGCGCGUGCUCUUUGAUGAUUUCAGGGACAGUCUAA